Messenger RNA from Colius striatus (speckled mousebird), 2500 nucleotides. It is a transcript of the gene GGPS1, whose product is annotated as geranylgeranyl diphosphate synthase 1. Gene Ontology annotation, biological process: protein folding; isoprenoid biosynthetic process. The record is from RefSeq and is a predicted model, not a curated record. NCBI's taxonomy places the organism in Eukaryota, Metazoa, Chordata, Aves, Coliiformes, Coliidae. The transcript has 20 exons. Bases 206 to 2236 code for a protein of 676 amino acids. Gene Ontology annotation, molecular function: prenyltransferase activity; alpha-tubulin binding.
GGUUCAGCGCUGGUGGCGCAUUUUCCCCCAAGAGGAGAAGGUGGCGCCCAGCAGAGCGGAAGGGGGCGGUGCUCCUCCUCCUGCUGCGCGCUGCCGCCGGCAGUGCUGCUGCCUCUCGUGGAGUGAAGGCCGCUCGCGGGAGCGGGGUGCGGCUCCGGCUGCGGGUGGAGGAGGGAACUACCUCUUAUGAAACAAACAAAAAAAAAUGGAUGGGAUGGAUGAAACAUCUAAAAGAAUCCUAGAGCCAUACCAGUAUUUACUUCAACUACCAGGUAAGCAAGUGAGAACCAAACUGUCACAAGCAUUUAAUCACUGGCUGAAUGUUCCAGAAGAUAAAAUACAGGCUCCCCUGGUGCAACUUGAAGCUGUUUUGUCUAGUCCUGUCACUUGGGACUUGGGAGAAGAGACCAACCCACACCUCACUUCAACCUCCUUUCAGGUCAUCAUUGAAGUGACAGAGAUGUUGCACAAUGCAAGCCUACUUGUGGAUGAUAUUGAAGACAAUUCAAAGCUACGACGGGGCUUUCCAGUGGCACACAGUAUCUACGGAAUUCCAUCUGUAAUCAACUGUGCUAAUUAUGUGUAUUUCCUUGGCUUAGAGAAGGUUUUAACCCUUAAUCAUCCAGAUGCUGUUGAAGUUUUUACCCAUCAACUUCUGGAACUUCAUAAAGGUCAAGGCUUGGAUAUUUACUGGAGGGAUACUUAUACCUGUCCCACGGAAACUGAAUAUAAAGCUAUGGUACUGCAAAAGACAGGAAUUUGGCUUGGUGUGGAAUGGGAUGAUCCCCAGAGAGGAAAACAUAAUGGUGCCUAUGAAGGAACACAGUAUUUUAAGUGCAGGCAUCCUAGAGGAGGAUCAUUUAUCCGACCAAACAAGGCAAACUUCGGCGUAGACUUUCUUACUGCGGUAAAGGAUCGGUACGGAUUGAGUGAUGCUCAGCACGGGACAGAGGAUAUGUUAGUGUUUGGAAAUAAGACUGUAGAAUUUGUUGGCAUGGAUUCUAUUGCAGAACAACAAAGCAAACUGAACCAACUGGUAGAUGUCUCAGUGUGUGAGUGUGCAGUGAGCCAUGCUGGUCAGAAAGAGGAAAUCAGCAGAACAUGUGCUAAUAUCAGGCAUAUAAAUCUGUCAAAAAAUCUGAUCUCAUCUUGGGACACAGUAACAGCUAUUGCUUCUGAAAUUCAGAAUUUGGAAACGUUUAAUAUCAGUGAAAACAAAAUGAAAUUUCCAUCUACAUCAACUUCUGUAUCCAAUGUAUUUUCAAAGUUGAGGAUUCUAGCACUUAAUCAAACUGACAUAACAUGGAUAGAGGUUCUCCUUUGUGCUCCAGGAUGGCCAGCACUUGAAGAGUUGUACCUUUCUUCUAAUAAUAUUACAGUUUUGGAAAGGCCCAAUAAUGUCUUGCAGACCCUGAAGUUGUUAGACCUUUCAAACAACCAGUUACUGGAUGGAAAUCAGCUGCAUCUAAUAGCACAUCUCCCCAGGUUAGAACAGCUAAUACUUAGAAACACUGGAAUAUCUUCUAUACACUUUCCUGAUGCUGGAUUUGGAUGCAAGACUAAAAUGUUCCCUUCGCUAAAACACCUUGCAGUAAGUGACAAUCACAUUUCACAGUGGUCAUCUAUCAAUGAGCUUGAUAAAUUGCCAAGUUUGCGGUCACUGCAGUGUCACAAUAACCCCUUUGCGGACACAGAGAAGAACCCAGAGACCCUGAGACAGCUCAUUAUUGCCAAGAUAAGUCAACUGGAAGUUUUGAACAAGUCUGAGAUCCUUCCUGCUGAAAGAAGAGGAGCAGAGCUUGAUUAUCGCAAAAUAUUUGGAAAUGACUGGUUAGCAGCUGGUGGGAAUUGGAACCCAGAGAAAAACAAACCGAGUGAAGAAUUUCUUGCUGCCCAUCCCAGAUACCCAUCGCUUUGUCUUAAAUAUGGUGCCCCCGAGGAAGGAGAACUGAAGAGACAACAGCCUUCGACUCUGAAAAAUCAGCUUCUGACUUUGACAAUUAAAUGUCCUGAGAAACCUGAACAGAAGCCAGUAGAGAAAAAGCUACCAGACUCUAUGACUAUUCAGAGGGUCAAAGGAUUGCUGUAUCGCCUACUUAAAAUUCCUGGUUCAGAACUGAAACUGUCCUACGAAAGUUCUAAACUGGAAGGAAGAGAAGUUGAACUAGACAACGACUUGAAGACUUUGCAGUUUUACUCAGUAGAAAAUGGAGACUGUGUGUUAGUGCGAUGGUAAAAAGGGACUCCCAUGGUAGACUGAAAGAGAAGUCAACACUGGAAGUGCAGAAGCUACAGCCUGCUUGCAGACAGCGUGGACAGCCUGUGCCUAAGUACAGGAAUUUAUACGUGGCAGCAGAGAGCUAUGCAAUGAUACUUUCAGCUCCUAAACAUACGCAUCAGUCUCCAUGAAGCAUUUGCUUUUGGCCAAAUUCUCUUACUUGAGAGAUAACAAAUAUAGUACUUAAAUGCUUCAAUUAAAUAAAAUUCAAGGUAAACUUUU